Molecule: messenger RNA, 267 nt
Organism: Sphaeroforma arctica JP610
Lineage: Eukaryota; Ichthyosporea; Ichthyophonida
Exons: 3
Coding region: 1-267 (88 amino acids)
Biological process (GO): base-excision repair; base-excision repair, AP site formation via deaminated base removal
Cellular component (GO): mitochondrion; nucleus
Molecular function (GO): uracil DNA N-glycosylase activity
Source: RefSeq, a predicted model, not a curated record
AUGUUGGCUUAUUCUUUAAUUUUGAUCACACAACAACACUCACACAACGGUUCCUGCCCUACAGGUCUCUCCUUCAGUGUGAUUCCGGGUGUCAAGAUCCCACCCAGUCUCGUCAACAUAUACAAAGAGCUGACAACAGACAUUGCUGGCUUCAUGGCACCCAACCACGGCUAUCUGAACAACUGGGCCAAACAAGGAGUACUUCUUCUAAAUGCGUGUCUCACGGUGCGCGAGGGAGAGGCCAAUGCCCACGCCAAAGAAAGGUAG